GCUUGCUAGCGUUCCUGGAAUCCCGAAUUAUCUUCCACAACUGCAGCCGAGCGCGUAUUCAUCCACGACACAACUAAGUUGUGCCCUAAUCGAGCCGCUUCGUGGUCCCGUGUCCUUCGCCUUUUACGUAGCACAAUGUCUUUCUUCGGUAGCAGAAAGGUGCCUCGGCCACCUCCCGUUGUACCCCCGCCGCCUGUCCCGCGCUCCGGCCCCGAAAUCGACGCGACGACGGUGAUAUCGCUCUUGGCUGUACUCGCUCUUCUCGGUGGCGCUUACGGUGCAUCGAUAAAAGUCCUACCAAAGACUACCGUCCUCAAAACACGCGUACUUUUCAUCUGGCACCUCUUCGAUGCUCUGAUCCACUUCGUCUUUGAAGGCUCCUUUCUUUAUAACUGCUUCUUCGUCACAUAUUCGUUACCCACCUCUUUUUCCGCUGCAUCACGCAACCACCCUCAUAUCACUCUCUUUACCCCUCCGGAUGUGUAUUGGCUGGGCAGGCAGGAUCUUCUGUAUGGGGCGAACUAUGGGACCGGUCCAUUGAGUCGACUGUGGCAGGAGUAUGCAAAGGCGGAUAAGCGAUGGGGUGGUACGGAUCUAACGGUCGUGGCUCUCGAGAUUCUGACUGUGUUCGUGGCUGGGCCUUUGGCAUGCUGGAUAUGCUAUCUCCUUACCAAAGACGAGAAGAAGGGUGCGUUGAGGAAGUGGUUUUGGAUGAUAGUCCUGGCCACAGGGGAGAUAUACGGAGGCUGGAUGACUUUUGCGCCUGAGUGGCUGACCGGAAGCCCCAAUCUCGACACAAGCAACUGGAUGUACCUCUGGCUUUACCUCGCUUUCUUCAAUGGUCUGUGGGUCGUCUUUCCACUCUGGAUCUUAUACGAAGCAUACAAAGCUAUGAGCUCAGCCAUGUCGCAGGCCGAAAUGGUUGAUUUAGUCAACUACCUCAAAAAGGAUGAUUAAACCUUGACAUGCAUACCGUAGCAACUCGAUAUGUAUGCAUUGAGAGCACAAAGACAAGGUCUUACGGCGUGCACGUCGUGCCAGGUGUGCCUCUCGCGAUCGAACACUACGACACGAGAUCUACUUCGGAACUUUCUGUUACAUAUUGUCGACAUCCCA
Molecule: messenger RNA, 1116 nt
Organism: Alternaria rosae
Lineage: Eukaryota; Fungi; Ascomycota; Dothideomycetes; Pleosporales; Pleosporaceae
Product: Emopamil-binding protein
Exons: 3
Coding region: 136-957 (273 amino acids)
Biological process (GO): sterol metabolic process
Cellular component (GO): membrane; endoplasmic reticulum
Molecular function (GO): cholestenol delta-isomerase activity
Source: RefSeq, a predicted model, not a curated record